This is a messenger RNA of Penicillium taxi, 333 nucleotides long. RefSeq lists its product as uncharacterized. The transcript is spliced from 2 exons. The record is from RefSeq and is a predicted model, not a curated record. Bases 1 to 333 code for a protein of 110 amino acids. NCBI's taxonomy places the organism in Eukaryota, Fungi, Ascomycota, Eurotiomycetes, Eurotiales, Aspergillaceae.
AUGGGGCAGAGGCAUAAUCGACGCCGCAGUCGUCCUACACGCAACCAAAAGUCGUCUUCAAUCUAUCAAUGCCAGCUUUCUAGCCCUACAACUCCACGCUCGAACCCAUCAUCUGCUAGCUCAUUUCUUCCACUGAGCUUGUCAGUGACAAUACCUGCCCCUACCUGGCACUAUGGGUGUUCGACAAGCCAAUGUGAACCUACAGCAGCAGAGCAAUGCCGUCUUUUCGGCGGCGAGCCAGGCGACGAUGUGAAUCUGUGUUACCGCAUGCUAGAAGUAUUCGGGGGACUUGACUACAUCGAUCCUACAUCAGAAAGCACUCUCGGGGAUUGA